GAGAGAUAAACACGAUGUCAAAAAUUUAAGAUGAUUUUUCUUUUAAGAUUUUAGAAUAAGGCUUAUAAUUUUUUUGAGUGAUUACAAUAAUGCUUAUAAAAAUAUAGAAAGUUGAUUAGAUAACAAUAUAAUAUAGAAGGAAGCACAUAUACAUAGUAACUAAAAAACAAAAAAAGGAAGAAAAACAGGAAGCUUAGCUCGGAAUGUCAGUUAUUUUUUAUAAUUGGGUAUUGAUUGCUUCCAUUCCAUGAAGUCAGAACUCAGAUCUAAAUCUGCCCCCUCUCUCAUGUGACGUAAAACUAAAUCUCCACAUAAAAAAAUCCUCCUUUUUGGAAAAACCGAAAAGCUCGCUUUGAAUCUACUUCUACUACAAUGGCGGUCUAGGAGGAAGAGGACGCAGUGAUGAUGAUGAACCGGAGAGACUCUUUUAUCGGAGGAAGGAAUAAUAUUCCUUUGUUGGCGCAGCACCGGCGAGGUCAAAGUUUAAAUCUCGCUGGAAAUAAGGCGGACGCCGUCGAUGAAAACUUAGAUCUGUUCUCAAAGAACCGGCGGAGUCUCUCCGUCACAUCCUCUGAUGAAUCCUCAGAUGUUUCGGUGAAAUUGGGGAAACUAUCAGUUGGAUCGGCGAAAGUGUCUCGUAGUGGCAUCGAUGAUUUGUUGUCUUCCACAGACGGUGGAAAACACGACUACGAUUGGCUUCUCACUCCUCCUGGAACUCCAACAAUAUUCCCUACAUCAGAGUCAAGUGAAUCUAAACCAACCGUAGCGGCUACGAGAAGCAGUUCCUUAGCCAGAUCAUCGUCUACUACUAAGGCUUCAAGGCUAUCAGCUUCACAAGCUGAGAAUAGUCACCAUUCAAGACCAGCUAGAAGCAGCUCAGUGACUCGCUCCUCAACCUCCACAUCAAUGUAUGGUAACUAUUCCUCGAACAGAUCUGGAUCAAUACUUAACACUAGCUCUGCAUCAGUUUCAUCUUAUACAAGGCCAUCCUCUCCCAUUACCCGUUCUACAUCUAGUGCAAGACCCUCCACUCCUGGACGCACAUCAAUAUCAAGACCUUCCACACCUUCUAGAGCUCGCCCAACUCUAUCCAACUCAUCUGCUGAAAAAAGUCGAUCAGUUCAAAGCUCUAGGCCCUCCACUCCCAGUUCUAGACCACAAAUCCCGGCAAACUUGAGUUCUCCAGUUGUUCGAUCGAAUUCCCGUCCAUCUACCCCUACCCGUAGGAAUCCAGCACCAUCUAUUUCCCCAGCAGCAAGUCCUUCACUGUCAGCUGCCCGUGUGCUAUCAAAUGGACGCAAUCCAAAUCCGCCAUCCAGACCAAGCUCGCCUGGACCGCGUGUUCGGCCUCCUCAGCCUGUUAUCCCGCCUGAUUUUUCUCAUGACACACCCCCAAACCUUAGAACCACUUUACCAGCAGAUAGGCCGGUUUCUGCAGGUAGGUCAAGACCAGGCGCUACAGUCUCAGCGAAAGGAAAUUCAGAUACCACAGCGGCUACCAAUAUCUCAAGAAGACAUUCAUCACCCAUUGUCACAAGAGGAAGACUUUCAGAACCAACUGGAAGGGGUCGUCAACAUGGAAAUGGACACCAUACUGAUGCUGAAGCUCGGAAGGGCUCCCAUCUUCCAGAUUCGGCAAUGAGAAAACCUGUAAAAACAUCAACAACAUCUGCCGAUGCCAAUGGCAAUGGAUUUGGGAGGACGAUCUCCAAAAGAUCUCUGGAUAUGGCUAUCAGGCAUAUGGAUAUAAGAAGUGGUGCAGGGAACAGUCGGUCACUUACCGGUACCACACUCUUCCCACAAAGCAUUCGAUCCACGACCUCAAAAACCCAGUCGGUUCGAAGUUUGAGUUCUUCAUCAUCUGUCAGCAUGAAUGGAGGGUUACAAACCAACUAUAAUGGAAUCAUGUUAGAGAAUGACAAUAUUGAUCGGUCAGCUGAAAAUGGAAUUGAAUCUCAUGCUGGUAGACAUUUUGCAAAGUUGAGUGAAAUAGACAUGUAUGAGAGCUCACGAUAUGAUGCAAUUUUGCUGAAAGAAGACUUGAAAAACACAAACUGGCUGCACUGUAUUGAUGACAAAACAGAUCAGGGGCCUAUUUUUGACAAUGGAUUCGAAACUCUGCCUGAGCCUUUUGGUCUCUUAUAACGUCUGGAGAGUGGUUUUCUUAAAAUAUUCUCUUGUAUUCAGUUUGUAUUUUUCUUUUAUUAUUGUUAAGUUAUCAUAUCGAUGAAAUUAUUUGGUUUCUUUAACGAACAAUGGAGUCUGUAAAUCACUCCAAACAUGAAAGAAUGAGAAGGCAGUAUGUGUUUCUGGAGAGAGAUAAAUGAAAUAUUUAUUCUGUAUUUGCAAA
Molecule: messenger RNA, 2350 nt
Organism: Cannabis sativa
Lineage: Eukaryota; Viridiplantae; Streptophyta; Magnoliopsida; Rosales; Cannabaceae
Exons: 6
Coding region: 403-2145 (580 amino acids)
Biological process (GO): cortical microtubule organization
Cellular component (GO): cortical microtubule
Source: RefSeq, a predicted model, not a curated record